AUGCCCGUGUCCCGCAGGGGAAGAGGAUCCCGCCUGGCCGGCUCCCGAACAGCGGCCAGUAGCCUCCCGCGGGCGACGGCCCUCUCCCGAAAGAGUGCCGGCCGCGGGGCCCUGCCAACUAGCCACGCGCAACUCCUCACCCGGCAGCGCCAUUCCGCCGUGCAGGUCCCGCCGGAGUCCAAGCCGCAGGCUGACUUCCGCUUGGGAAAGCGGCUCCAAGAAACCGCCGCAGGGGACGGCAGGAACUCGCAGCAGGCUCUGCGGGACAGGAUGAGUUCUAAGCAAGGGACCUGUAGUCCGGAAGUAGUAACAAUCCCGUGUGCUUCUGACAGUGAUUCAGGAAGUGUGGAUUUGCAGCUGGGCAACUUAGAGGCUAUUAAAAAAGGCUCAAGUAGCAUUGAACUUACAGACUCAGACAUCCCUGACAUCCCUGGACUCCAUUGGGAGUCCCUGUCAGAUAGCCCCAGACACCUGACCCACCAGAACCCGCUCAAUGAGGCCAUUGUUGAGAAGUUGAUCCAGUCCAUCCAGGAGGUUUUCAGUGGUGAGCUAAAGGGUGAACUUGAAAAGCUGACAUUCCUAAGAUCUCUGUCUUCUCUCAGCCAAGCUUUACCUUAUAAUGAAACCACAGAAUCAUUCAUUUGCAGCCACAUCACAGAUAUUGUGCAUACCUUACAUGUACUGGUACAAGAGGAGCACCCGUGUUCUCUGUUAAGUCCUGUGCACCAGGAGGUCUUUGUCACCAUAUCUGAUCUCAGUUACCAAGAUGUCCAUUUGCUGUCUGGCUCUGAAGAUCGAGCCGAGUUGUUCAGUCUUAUCAUCAGGAGUAUAAUCACUCUGCCCUCUGUAAAGACUCUUACCCAGAUGUGGGAAAUCGUGCCCAAUGGGACCUGCAACACAGAGUGUCUUUACAGGCAGACGUUUCAGGCGUUCUUUGAGAUGCUCCAGAGUUUGGUGGUAAAAGACCCACAUUUGGAAAAUCUUGACACCAUUAUUAAGCACAUGGACCCCUGGUUACAGUCAGUCAAAGACCAUGAGCGGGAACGGGCCACAGCCAGCAUGGCUCAAGUUCUGAAGUGCUUAUCCAGACAUCUCAUCUUGGAGCUUCCACUUCGAUUCCACAGACUCGGACACCUAGUGGCUCUGAUGGCACUGCUCUGUGGGGACCCACAGGAAAAGGUGGCCAAGGAGGCUGGAGAGGGCAUUCACUACCUGCUGGAUAUCACCCUGCGGCUGAAGUAUACCACUCGUGACAAGAAAAAUCAGCAAAACUUGAAAAGAGCAUUGACAAAAUUUCGAGAAUUCCUGGAGCUCUCCAGCUCUGCCGUUAAAUGCUUCUACAGCUGUCCCUUCAGAAUUGCCCAGAUUUUUGAAGGUUUUCUUGAUUCCAAUGAGCUCUUCCAGUUUGUAACAACUACAUUUGAUACCCUGAGAAACCUGAAACAUCCCUGCACCCAGCGAUCAGCAGGAGAAUUACUGCUAACUUUGGCAAAAAAUGCAGAGUCCCGAUUUGAGAAGGUACCAGAAAUUAUGGGAGUUAUCUGUGCCCAUCUAUCCAUAAUCAGCCAGUCUACAGUCCGCCAACAAAUCAUAAGUACCGUGAGUUUAUUUAUAUCCAGGCCCAAGUACACAGAUGUAGUGCUCAGCUUCCUUCUGUGUCAUCCAGUGCCAUAUGACAGGCACCUGACUGAGGUGUGGAGAACGCUGGUGGUGGAGCUGCCCAGCACGACCUGGAUUCUGUGGAGGCUCCUGAGGAAGCUGCAGAAAUGCCAUAAUGAGCCCGCACCGGAGAAGAUGGCAUAUGUGGCUGUGGCUGUAAGCCCUUGA
This is a messenger RNA of Saimiri boliviensis boliviensis (Bolivian squirrel monkey), 1827 nucleotides long. RefSeq names its product maestro heat like repeat family member 8 (gene MROH8). The record is from RefSeq and is a predicted model, not a curated record. NCBI's taxonomy places the organism in Eukaryota, Metazoa, Chordata, Mammalia, Primates, Cebidae. Gene Ontology annotation, cellular component: cytoplasm.